GAUGGCGGCUUGGAAGUUGUACACGACUUUUGUGYUAAUAAACCCAUCAAAAUAAUAGCUUUAUAACCGACUCAGCACAAUCAUCUCAACUUACCGGCCCCGUGCAGUACUAACUGAUAUUUCAGCAUGUAUGAAAGCACCAAAAACAUGUUUCUYACCCGAGCCCUGGAGAAGAUUCUUCAUGACAAGGAGGCCAAGAAGUCUUACCACUCGCAGCUCAGGAAAGCUUGUGAAGUUGCUCUAAAAGAGCUCCAUGAAACACAUGGAAUAGCAGCAACUGAUGAAAACGAUGGAAGCCCUUCAUCAGUACUUCCUCCACCUAAAGGAACAUUACCCUUCAUCUAUGCUGACAAAUAUUUCCUGCCGUUUGAACUUGCUUGUCAAUCAAAGUCUCCACGUAUUGUUACUACAGCACUUGACUGUUUACAGAAAUUGAUAGCCUAUGGUCACUUGGCUGGCGACAUACCAGAUAGCACAGAACCUAGCAAGCGAUUAAUUGACCGUAUCAUAGAGACAAUCUGCAGCUGUUUUGUGGGUGUCCAAACAGAUGACAGCGUUCAGUUGCAAAUUAUUAAAGCCCUGUUAACGGCAGUGACUUCCAAUACAUGUGAAGUACAUGAAGGUACCUUACUACAGGCUGUGCGCACAUGUUAUAACAUCUACUUGGCAAGUCGUAACCUCAUCAAUCAGACYACAGCAAAAGCCACCUUGAGUCAAAUGAUUAGUGUGAUAUUUCAACGGAUGGAGCAGCAGGCUGCAAUUGAAGAAGAAGAGGAGGAAAUGAUGAAAGAGAAUGAAAGUAGUAGCAUAUCAACAACAGACGACAGUGACAGGACAAAAACUACCCYCACCCCACCAGGGUCAGUUGUAUCUGAUGAACAUAAAACAAGAGAAGAAAGUGAAUCCGAAAGCAAUAAACCUGACAGUUCACCAAUUGAGGACGGUGCUUCAGAAGCAGGUACUUUAACACAAGUGGACAAGCACACUGACGAGGAAGCUACUGAUUCUAACUCCAAAAAUGAAGAAUCGACAACGGAAACAGAUCCUCGUAUACAUCAAGCAGUGGAAGAAAAAACUGACAAGACAAAGGAAGGUGGAGAGGAAGCUGUCAUACCAUCUGAACAGGAUGUUGAUGAAGGGGUUGAUUUACAAGAUGAUCAGAAUGAUGAAGUUAUCAAAGACUGUGAAGAACAUGAACCUCAGACUCAACCACAACAAGAUAAAGAAGAAAACAUUGAGGCGAACAAAACAGAAGAAGACCCAWGUAACAACAAAGAGGAAAGCGAGGAAGAUAUUACUAAAGAUCAAUCACCAGCUACUAAUGGGGAAGCUGAAAAAGAACCAGAACCAGAUGAAGAAGUCACAGAUACACAACAACAACAACAACAACCUCAACAACAACAACAACCUGAAGUUACUGAAACUGAGUCUGAUGUUACAAAGAAAGUUGACAAAGAAACUGGCCUUCAAAAUAGUAUUGAACACCAACCCCUCCCUACUGGUGGUGAUACAGCYGAAGACUCCAAACAAGAUGAACCAUCUCUAGAACCUGCAGCUGUUCCAGACAUCAUCCCAGAAGAUUCAAGGUCCAUAGAUUCUCAUGUUACAGAUGAUCAUGACGAAACCAAGUCAGUUGACGGCAGUAACUCUGCAACAUCUCUUACUGGUCAGCAGCCUGGUCCAGUCAAAUUCUCACAUGUCACUCAAAAAGAUGCUUUUUUAGUGUUCAGAUCAUUGUGUAAGCUGUCAAUGAAACCACUGGCAGAUGGUCCACUAGAUCCAAAGUCCCAUGAGCUGAGAUCCAAGAUCUUGUCUCUAGAACUUCUGUUGUCAUGCUUACAAAAUGCUGGUCCUAUAUUCCGUGACCAUGAGAUGUUUAUCACUGCUAUCAAACAGUACCUGUGUGUAGCUCUAUCCAAGAAUGGCGUAUCGUCUGUACCAUCAGUCUUCGAGCUGUCAUUAGCAAUCUUUCUAACUCUCCUGUCUUCCUUCAAGACUCAUUUGAAAAUGCAGAUAGAAGUUUUCUUCAAAGAGAUUUUUCUCAAUAUUCUUGAGACACACACAAGCUCAUUCCAGCACAAGUGGAUGGUAAUGCAGGCUCUCACCAGGAUUUGCUCAGAUGCUCAGUGUGUGGUUGACAUCUACCUUAAUUAUGACUGCGACAUGUCACUAUCCAACAUAUUYGAGCGCUUAACAGGUGAUCUGUCUAAAAUAGCACAAGGAAGACAAGCCAUUGAACUGGGAGCAACACCGGUCCAAGAGAGGAGUAUGCGUGUCAAAGGACUAGAGUGUUUGGUAUCUAUACUAAAGUGCAUGGUGGAAUGGAGCAGAGAGCUUUACAUCAACCCWAACUCUCAGGUUUCUACUGGAGACACCCCAAGUAUCAAAAGAAAAUCCAGCGUAAACGAGAGUGACAAGGAAGAGGACAAAGACAGCAAUAAUGGUGAACUGAAAUCRUUUGGUGGCAGUCAAGGAUCCCUAAACUCUACUUCAGCAUCAUCCAACAUCACUCCUGACAACCCUGUGGAGUUUGAAUCAUUAAAGCAAAUGAAAGGGCUUAUGGAGGAAGGCAUUUCUAAAUUUAAUAAAAGCCCCAAAAAAGGAAUCAAAUUUCUUCAGGAAAAUGGUCUCCUUGGAACAUCAGCUGAGGAAGUUGCUGAAUUCCUUCACACCGAUGAAAGACUAGACAAGACCCAAUCUGGAGAAUAUUUAGGAGAUCAUGAUGACUUCUGUAAAGAAGUAAUGUAUCGAUACGUUGACAAACUAGAGUUCACAGACCAUGAUUUUAUCAGUGCUCUGAGAAUAUUCCUAAAUAACUUCCGCUUACCUGGUGAAGCACAAAAAAUUGACAGAAUGAUGGAAAAAUUUGCCAGCAGAUAUCUGGAGACUAACCCAAAUAACACAGUUUUUGCCAGUGCUGAUGCAGCUUAUGUCCUGGCAUACUCCAUUAUCAUGUUGACUACAGACUUGCAUAACUCUCAAGUUAAACGGAAGAUCACCAAGGAACAGUACAUCAGCAUGAAUAAGGGCAUCAAUGACAGUAAAGACUUACCUCAGGAGUACCUGGAAAGUAUUUAUGAUGAAAUCCUGCAAAAUGAAAUCAAAAUGAGAAACCCACCAAAGACAGCCAACAGAUAUAACACUAUUUAUCUUCAAAAUGAAAAGCAUCGACGUGUACUCUACUACCAAGAAAUGGAGCAAAUGGCACAGACUGCUAAAUCACUGAUAGAAGGGGUCAGUCAUGUACAAACCACAUUCACCAGCGCUACCCACGUGGAACAUGUCAGGCCAAUGUUCAAGGUUACCUGGACACCCUUUCUGGCAGCAUUCAGCGUCAAUCUACAGCACUGUGAUGAACCACAAGUAGCUUCUCUGUGUCUGGAUGGUAUCAGGUGUGCCAUUCGUAUUGCUUGUAUAUUUGGCAUGCAGCUUGAGCGAGACAGCUUUGUACAAGCCUUGUCAAGAUUUACUCUACUCACAGCUUCAGGAUUACAUGAAAUGAAGUCAAAGAACAUUGAUACCAUUAAGACGCUAAUCACAGUAGCUCAAACAGACGGCAAUUACCUUGGUCACUCUUGGCAUGAAAUCCUCAAAUGCAUCUCUCAGCUAGAGUUAGCCCAAAUGAUAGGCACAGGAGUCAAGGCUGGUCCUGUAGUUAAUACCCUAAACCCUUCGUAUCCUGUCCGCCACGCCCCUGGAUCAGCUGCUACUCCUUCUAGAAGUAUUCCUACUCCAUCACAAGAACUUGUUAAUGAUCCCAAGAAGUUUGCCGUUAUGCAGGAGACAGUAGGAGAGACAAGCUCACAGAGUGUUGUUGUUGCUGUCGACAGAGUAUUUACUGGCUCUACUAAAUUGGAUGGGGAGGCCAUUGUGGAUUUCGUCAAAGCGCUGUGCAUGGUGUCAUCUGAAGAACUGUCCAAUCACAACCAUCCACGUAUGUUCAGCUUGACCAAGAUGGUGGAGAUAUCCUAUUACAAUAUGGCUCGUAUUCGUAUUGAAUGGUCCCAUAUAUGGGCUGUGCUGGGUGAACACUUCAAUAAGUGUGGUUGUAAUCCAAAUGAAGACGUCGCAUUCUUCUGUGUCGACUCCCUUCGUCAGUUAUCCAUGAAGUUCCUGGAAAAGGGAGAAUUGCCCAACUUCCGGUUCCAGAAAGACUUCCUGCGACCAUUUGAGCACAUCAUGAAGAAAAACAGAUCUGCUACUAUACGAGACAUGGUAGUUCGCUGUGUAGCUCAAAUGGUGCACUCGCAGGCUCACAAUAUCAAAUCAGGCUGGAAGAACGUGUUUUCUGUGUUUCAUUUGGCUGCGUCUGAUGUUGAUGAAGGCAUCGUUGAACUGGCUUUCCAAACCACUGCAACCAUUUUCGAGAAGUACUUCUCAGCCACSAUCGAUUCAUUCCAAGAUGCUGUCAAGUGUCUAUCGGAGUUUGCUUGUAAUGCGUCCUUCCCAGACACUAGUAUGGAAGCUAUUCGACUAAUACGAAACUGUGGCAAAUAUGUGUACGAUAACCCUGAGAUGUUUAAAGAUCACAGCUCUGAAGACGGUGUGAUAUCUGAAGCCGAUAGGGUCUGGGUCAAAGGCUGGUUCCCAGUACUAUUUGAGCUCUCGUGCAUUAUCAACCGAUGUAAACUGGACGUUAGAACAAGGGGUUUGACGGUGAUGUUUGAGAUUAUGAAAAGUUACGGUAACACAUUUCAAAAACAUUGGUGGCGAGACGUGUUCCGAGUCGUGUUCAGGAUAUUUGAUAACAUGAAACUACCAAAUCAACAAGUAGAUUGGUCUGAGAAAUCAGAGUGGAUGACUACCACGUGUAACCACGCCCUGUACGCAGUCGUAGACGUUUUUACGCAGUACUUCGAAGAGCUAUCGGAUGUACUACUGGAUGACAUGUUUUCUCAUCUUCUUUGGUGUGUCCAACAAGACAACGAACAGCUKGCCCGUUCAGGAACAAACUGCCUUGAGAAUCUAGUCGUCUCUAACGGCGAGAAGUUCACUCCAGAGAUGUGGGAGAAAACRUGUAAAUGUAUCGAGGAUAUCUUCUCUUCUACGUUACCUCAAGACUUGAUGAGUUGGGGAGCAAACAUGAAUAGACCAAACAACAUCGGAACAGAUCUUCACGUCUUUACUCAUCAAGUGUGUAGUACAGUUAGAACUCAUCCAGACAAUCGAUAACGUGGUGUUCUUUCCUGCUACCAGUCGAAAAGAAGACGCUGAAAACUGGGCAGCUGCUAAGUGUGACAGUUUCUCUCGUGGUCGGGGAGACAGCUCCAUUCCUCAUGAUGUUGGGAUGUUUCAGUUCUUAAGCUCCAAGCAGCUUUUCUCGUUCGUCAAGUGCCUGGAAGACUCGCACCGAUUCGCYAUGUCUUUUAAUUCAAACGACGAGCAACGGACGUUUCUAAUGAAAUCAGGUUUUAAAGGCAAAUCAAAACCAAAUCUACUGAAGCAAGAGACAUCCAGUUUAGCAUGUCUUCUUAGGAUCUUAUUUCGAAUGUACUUGGAUGAAAAUAGAAAAGAUGCUUGGCCYGAAGUAGAAGCAAUGAUAAUCAGACUCUGUCGUGAAUCACUAUCAUAUUACUUGUCUCUCGAGUCAUCUAGUCAUCGUGAAGCUUGGAGUUCUCUUUUACUACUCUUCUUAAACCGCAUAUUAAGACUUCAAGACGACAGGUUUAAGGUCCAUCUGAAGUCUUACUACCCAUUGUUAUGUGACCUGAUGUUACUGGACAUGAAGAUUGAACUGAGAACUGUACUCCGUACCAUGUUCCAGAGAAUAGGACCAGUGUUUGGUAUCUGUGACUCAGAACACUCCAGUUAACCGAUUAACUAUCAAUCAAUAAUGGUAUCGUAAUUAAUUGAUUUAUCAAUCUAUGUAAGACCCCACCUUGCACCCACCUUGCCCCCCUGAGUUCCAAAUUGUCAUUGGUUGAACAAGGCUCUGAAUUAGCAAUUCUUACAAAAGCUGUUCCAAACGGGAAAGAAAAUGCAACAAUUAGAUUUUUCUGUCGGCUCGUCAGGGAGUUGUUUUACAUGUUUUACAUAGAUUGAUAUAAGGUGAACAGACGUGUUGGWAACCAUGGUGAUUUGUGAAAUAGAAUGGCCGAUUUUUUUAAAUCAUCGCCUUUAGGAUUAUAGAGGGUUUACUUCACUGAUUGGUUGAGCAAUGCAACCGAGACAGAUUARCGAGUAUUGAAUUAUGCCAUGUUGCCAAGUCCCUUAUAGAGCAUUUGGGAUACCUGUGGUACGAUGAUAAAUUAUAAAUCCAGCAGCAGACAGGAGCAUCGCUGCAUUGUAGUUACUCCUUUUCUUAUAACAAUAAAACAAGCACUUGCAAUAAUUCUUGGUAAUCAAGGUAAUCAAGCAAAUACACAYGAUCUUGUCAUUGAUUCCAAGGUCAUGAACAAUAUUAUAUCAUGGUCCCAACCGUUGCUAUGUCACACAAAUUAGCUCAGAAUAUAAAGCUUCGAUUGUGGAAAAUUUACCAUAAAUGGUUUCAGUUGUUUACCGUCCCGUGAAAAUCAAAUCAAUUUACCUCGGAAUCCUUGUAGUACUCUUGUCUUGUAAAGCAACAUUUGAAUUUAAUUCUACUGGAAAACUGCUGCAACAGUGAUUGUUUGCUAUUGARCAAGUAGGAACUAUGAAUUCUCUACUUUCGCAUACUCCAUAAUGCUUUGCGCCUUGGGAUAAACAAUCAAAAAAAUUAUCCAAAAAUGAAAUGUUCUUCAAUUGACUGUACACUAUACCUACUUUUAUCUGUACAAAACUAUUUAAAAUUUUUCAUUUUAUAUUUGGAUAUCAAACGAGGUAUUUUCAGGAUUGUCUGAUCAGCCUUCAUCACUGCAUAAGUGCGUUUUUACCCCCAAAGCUGCAAAGUAUUAUGGGUGUGCAACAGAAGAGAAUAUCAUUACAACUCACUAAUAAUUACAAAAAAUUAUCUGACCCAAUAAUCCUUUGCGAACAGCAAUAAACUGCACACUAUGAAUUGUGGGUUCAUUCAAUAAUGCAUGCUUAUUCGUUACAUUGAUAGUCUUUUUAAAAGCAACUCACUCCAAAUGACAGGCUGUUAAACCAAAGGUUGUAUGGCCCAUUACCGUAGAGAAUAUUCAUUUGUAAAUUGAAAAGAACUAAAUAAACAAGACCAAGAUA
Actinia tenebrosa (Australian red waratah sea anemone) is the source of this 7140-nucleotide messenger RNA. RefSeq names its product brefeldin A-inhibited guanine nucleotide-exchange protein 1. Lineage: Eukaryota; Metazoa; Cnidaria; Anthozoa; Actiniaria; Actiniidae. Gene Ontology annotation, biological process: regulation of ARF protein signal transduction. Gene Ontology annotation, molecular function: guanyl-nucleotide exchange factor activity. The record is from RefSeq and is a predicted model, not a curated record.